AUGCCCCGCAUUAUAACAAAUUUUGGCCCACAUUAUCAAAACUUGGCCGGAAUUAUGUGCAAAACUUGUUGCUUAUUUUCGGGCAAAUACGUGGCGCAAGUUGGAGAGUCAGCUUUUUGGAGUCGAAGUGGGUUUUUAGAGGGAGGUCUGGCGGGCGAACGGGCAAGAUUUUUCAAGCAGAAGGUACCAAUCAAAAUUGAAGUUUGUGGAUAUGCCGAUCAACAUUGGGGAGGCCAAUCAUACCAAGUCACGUGUCUGCGAUACGAAGAUGAAAAAACUGAAGCAAUAAAAGAAUUGUAUGAAAUUUAUGAUCGAGAUAAAAUUAUUUCUAAUUCAGGAAUAAGUAGAAUUUGUGAAAAUUGUAAUAAAGAAUGUUUAGCUACAUUAUAUUGUGAAUUUUGUAUUAGAGAUUAUUUAAAAGCAAAUUUUUCAAAUUGGACAUCUGGAAAUAAUGACAUUGAUAAUUUAAUACAAAAAUGUCAGUUAGAAACGAUUGAACCAGAUGGAGUAAUUGAAUGGAUUCCAUAUAAUGAUUUACAAAAUAUCAAAUAUCUAACAAAAGGUAGCUUUUCUGAAAUUUAUACAGCGGUUUGGAUUGAUGGAGGAUAUGAAGAAUGGAAUUCUAAGAAACAACAAUUAGUAAGAUUUGGAAUACAAAGAGUUAUACUCAAAAGAUUAGAAAAUGUUGAAAAUGCAAAUCAAAGAUGGUUUGAAGAGGCUAAAUCACAUUUUAAUUUAAGCAAAUUAUCACAAAUUGUCCAAUGUUAUGGUUUAACACAAGACCCAUUAAAUGGAAAUUACAUGCUUGUAAUAGAUACAGCAAAACUAUAAUCAACUUACUUGGGAAGAAAGAAUUCUGAUUAUCCAAAAUAUAAUUAAAGGACUAUUUAGUAUUCAUUCACGAAAUGUAAUUCUAGAGAUUUGCAUUCUGGAAAUAUAUUGUAUUCAAAACGAAAUCAACGAUUUUAUAUUAGUGAUCUUGGAUUUUGUGGACCUGCUGAUAAACCAUUAGAAAGUAUAUAUGGAAAUCUUCCUUAUAUAGCACCUGAGGUUAUUACUGGAAAGAAUACUACAAAAAAAUCAGAUAUUUAUAGUAUUGCAAUGCUUAUGUGGGAAUUUCAUCUGGACAACCUCCUUUUGGUGAUUAUGGAAAUGAUUAUUAUCUUGCAAAGAAUAUUUUCAAUGGUAUGAGACCAAGAAUAGUAUCGGGAACUCCUCUAGAAUAUGAA
Rhizophagus irregularis DAOM 181602=DAOM 197198 is the source of this 1229-nucleotide messenger RNA. The record is from RefSeq and is a predicted model, not a curated record. NCBI's taxonomy places the organism in Eukaryota, Fungi, Glomeromycota, Glomeromycetes, Glomerales, Glomeraceae.